This is a messenger RNA of Paracoccidioides brasiliensis Pb18, 3261 nucleotides long. RefSeq lists its product as uncharacterized. Bases 1 to 3261 code for a protein of 1086 amino acids. The record is from RefSeq and is a predicted model, not a curated record. Gene Ontology annotation, biological process: iron-sulfur cluster assembly. Gene Ontology annotation, cellular component: cytosolic [4Fe-4S] assembly targeting complex. The transcript is spliced from 6 exons.
AUGUCCGGUUUGCAAGAUUUCUUGCUGGUGGUUGAGAAUAACAGGGGGGAAGCUUUCCAGAUUGCCGAGGCCACUGCCCAGAAGCUUGAAAACAAGCAGACUACCUUGAUUGACGUGGUUCAAUCCCUAGGGGAAUAUAUCAAUGACGAAAACCCUGCUAUUCGGGGCAAGGCAAUCUCCUACCUCACCGCUGUCAUCAAAGCCCUCCCAUUAAAAUUCCUCUCGCGCCAACAGGUACAGGUCUUAACUGAAUUCUACUGUGAUCGAAUCGAGGAUGGAGGUUCAAUUGCGGGCCUGGAUAGGCUCCAGAGCCUUGAGCGUUUUAAUAAAGAUAUGACUGAGGGAGUUAUGCGAUCGAUUUUCCAGCAUUUCUCGGAUCUACAGACUCGCUCUCAGUCGCAAAGAUUUCAGCUUUUUCAACUGCUGAAUGGCUUGAUGUCAAACCAUCGACGAGCGCUACGAGACAUGGGUGAUGAGUCACUGGUUGGAAUUGUUGACCUUGUGAGCGGGGAGAGAGAUCCAAGGAAUCUCAUGGUUAUUUUCUCCAUUCUUAAAGUUCUCAUGGUGGAAUGGGACAUAUCCAACCAUGUUCAGUCCCUUUUUGAUUCGGUGUAUAAUUAUUUUCCUAUCACAUUCAAACCUCCGCCAAAUGAUCCAUACGGCAUAACCGCGCAAGAUCUGAAGAGUCGUUUGCAAGACUGCAUCUCGUCGACUGAUUUGUUUGCUCCUCAUGCAUUUCCUUCAUUACUGGACAAAUUAGACUCUACAUCAUUCAAUGUGAAAAAAGACGCUCUGAACGCUCUCUACGCAUGUAUAUCUUCAUAUGAUCCAGACACGCUGUCGCGCUACUCAAUAAGUAUAUGGGAUUCUUUGAAAUUUGAGAUCCUUAAUGCACAGGAGGAAGUCCUUGCAGACGAGUCAUUGCGUGUACUUCAGUGCGUAGCUAAGCGAUUAUCAACUUCUGGGACGAACGCUUCAACUUCACCCCUCGCCGGAUAUUUGAAACUAAUUACGAGGGAGUGUAAUGAACAAUUACGCGAGCCACAGCAGAAACAAGCCCAACCAGCACGUCAGAUCUUAAGAUCGCUUUCAUCUGCUUCGUCCUCAUCAUUUAAUUUAAUUAUCCAGGCUGUUGUCGAACCACUGAUCAAUAUUUAUCGAGAUGCCGAAGGGAUCGCUAAGCAAAGGGCGCUCCUUGAGGCUUUCGUUGUUCUACUUGAUUCUGCUGUUGAUAUUUUUGGAACAUGGACAACCCCUGGAUCAGAUCCUGCGCCAGGGAAUCCCCUCACCCCAUUCCAGGAGCUAUUAAUUGAAAUUUUCAGCCAGGCGCUAAUGGGCUCAGCAAAGGAUGAGAUUUCAUUCCGUCUUACCUCUUUGCGGGGUUUGCUUCGUCUGUCUUCGCUUCGGGGUUUCUUGCAAGACAGCGAAAUUGGCCUUUUCGUACAGUAUCUUGAUGAAAUUCUGCUCACUGAAACAGCCAUAAGAGUGGAAUUGAGAAAGGAGGCAAUACACGCUCUGGCCGAAAUUUCGAAACACAAGCCACAACUCAUCAUGGAUAUCGCCUUUCCUGCUUUCGUAGCUACACUCCCAGACUCCGACAAAGACGCUGACCCCGUAUAUCUUAUGACUCUUGAAAGUCUAGCCCAAAUCAGUAUAGAGAAGGAUAUAUUUGAGAUUCUCGUCCGCCGCCUUUUGAGAAAGCUGGAAAUUCUACUUCAGCCGGGAAAUACAAGCACUUCUGCAUACCCACGCGCCAUCCUCUUGACGAUACUUUACGCAAUGGAUCGAAAGGGGCUGGAAAAUGACCCCCACAUCAACUAUUAUUAUGAUAAUAUAUUGGUCAAGUUGUGUCGAAGGGUAGCGACAGGAACUAUGGAAAGUAACACUACCACAAUACAGGACUCGACUGUUCUUAAUGUUCUGGGACGGCUAUGCAACCUCAUUGUCCGGUGCCUUCCGCGCGAAAAGCAGGAUGAAGUUUGUGAGAACGUAUACUGUCUCUUUGCAGCACAAGACGGUUUUGUUCCGAUCCCAUUUUCACACACCUCGACCAAACUCCAACAACAAACGAUGAUCCUCUCAACGUAUCUCCUUGCCGGCCUCCCCAGGGAUUCAAAGCUCCCAUAUACUACCCCGGACAUGACCUCCCUUUUACAGGAACUGGUUCGCCAUGCUAUUGUUGAGGAAAACCUCGCAACCCAUCUAGCACUAGCCCGCCAUCUCUCACUCCUGGUUAAUAAAUUCCUGCCAACAGCGCAAUUAUCAACGGCGUCCUCAAUCCUUUCAUCCCUGAUCGAAUCCGCAGCCACUUCCCCGACCAAGGAAACCCUUAUGCCACCAAAAAUUCGUACAAUCUUCUGGCUAUUCAAGGCCCUGAUCCUCCGCCUUGCACCGUCAACCACCGAAAUUCUCACUUCUCUCUUGGCCCUCCUCACCUCCCCGAAUGCUCAAACGAGCAGAACAGUGGCGCGGUGUUUCGCACUCCUUCUGAGCACUGAUGACGUUCUCUCCCACGCAAACGGCGCUACAAUCCGUCUCCUAUGCAAACAGCGUGUUUUCUCCACUCUUGUUCCACUAAUUGCCCAAAAGGUUCGAGACCUCAACACCGCUGCCUCCUCUGCCAGCGGAUCGACGGCGGCCAAAAUCGCGCCCCACACAAAACAAGCCUACCUUACAGCCCUAUCUGGCAUACUCUCCACAAUACCCCCAUCUCUCGUAAUGCCAGAGCUUCCCACACUCCUCCCGCUCCUCCUCCAAAGCCUGGAUCUGACUGAUGCAGAAUCCCAGCCCAUAAAGGCUGGCACGCUAGAAACACUUGCGGUAAUAAUCCGCGAUAACGGAGUUCGCACAAUCGCGGAAGUGGGCUACGUUGAUGACUUAGUGAAACGGCUGCUGAAGACGGCCACGUACAGUAGCGCUGCAGCAUCAUCAACUCUAACGACUUCAGCUACUAAUGCUGCUACUACUGCAGCGACAACAAAUACCAGUACUGCUCCAACACCUAACACCCCACAUAUCCGUGCACAAUCACUCCAGUGCCUCCUGCUUCUCGCCCAGACGCCUGGUACUACUAACCCAGCCUCGCCAACAGAGAAAACUGCUACUUCCAAACCAUCACCCCUGCUUCCAUUGAAGAGUGCCGUGUUACGCACAUUGAGGUUCGCCCUGGAUGAUCCAAAGCGGGAUGUGCGGAAGGCGGCGGUGGAUGCCAAGGCCGCAUGGUUGAGAAGGGUGGAGGAUGUGGAGGAUGAAGAGGAUUAG